AUGCCCAACAUCAGGCAAAUCAAGGCGUGCAGUCGAUGUCGCCUCCUGAAACUCCGCUGCGACAAGACCAAACCGUCAUGCGAGAGGUGUAUCCGGGCCGGAACCAACUGUUCACUUCGCUUUGACGGUUCCGCGCAAACAGAAUCAGCAUCAAAUCCUCCUACCGCAGAGGGCACCGCCACCAGCAACGCCUCCGCGCGUUCGAGUUCCGAUCACUCGCCAUCUCCAAGUGAUAGAUCCGCGCCCUCAUCUGACACCGUCACCACCGAGAGAGAUCAGGGUUCAAAAACAUGCACAUACACUCAUCGGGUCGAGAAUGACUCGUCUGCAUCAGCGAGCGAUGCUACACCGGACAUUGGCUUUGUAGAGUCGAAAGAAGAUCCAAGAGACAUUUACACUUCAUGGCACGCGCGACGCCGAGGCACAACUCAUUGGAAAGCACUUGUACUACGCAUCGAGAGUUCUGCCCUCAAGAUCGGUCAUCUAUUUCAUCAUGCAGAAAACAUCCACUUGGUUCAUGUUGACUGUGCGACGGACAUUCUCCUUCCAAGCAACUUUCCCUUCAACAGCCCAGGUGCUAUCAAAUACUCGUCGCUCGACAAUGUCCGCAGUCUCAUCUGCACCUACCGUAACAACUACAUGUCCUUUGUCGACGCCUACUUCGCUCUGUACCAGCCUGUGCAUCCCAUCAUCGACCCUGCUCGCUUCAUCGAUGAAAUCAACUGCUUCUGGAACGACCCUUCAGAUAUCGACGUCUCCUGGCUAUCCAGCUUCCUCAUGGUUCUGGCAUUGGGCUGCUUCGCCGAGACACGGGAUGCGACGUCGACUAUCGAACUUUGUCUGGCAGCCGAGGCUUGCAUGGCCAAGACGCCGUUCAUGGUUCGGCCAAGCAUGUCAGUAAUGCGUACCAUGUGCCUCAUGGUCCUUGCUAAGCAGUUGGCCAAUGGAUCAUGCUGGUCCUUUGACGCCAGUUGGACGCUGCUCGGCAUCAUUGUGCGACUCGCCGUCUGUAUAGGCCUCCAUAGGCCGCCACUUGCUACUCCCGUUGAAGAGAAUGCGAUGACUCAAUCUGAUUGGCAAUCCAGUCAAAUCCUAUGGAUAACAAUAGUCUAUUUCUGUAUACAAACAGCGGCGAUUACCGCCAGAGUGAAUUCCAGCACCGAAAGGCCUUUGUACGACGAGAUACUCGGACACAACGCCGACAUGAGAAGGCUCAUGGCCACCACUUUGGAACACCCCGGCUGCAGAGGCCCCUUGCGUGCCGUCCUCGACAUUUUCUUCCGCCGCAUCUUGAUGGUCCUUCAUCGCUGCCACGCGUUGCGCCCGAAUGCUCCUACAUUGCAUCCAGUCUCGUACUGGGCUUCUCUUGAGUGCAGUCUGGCGAUCCUAGUGCAUCACCGAGAUUUCUGCGAGCACAUGGGAAAUCCCGAUAACCGCGACCUAUUAGGCCGUAUGUAUAAGCUCGACUUCUUUGCGGCUGCUCUGACCGCUGGUAUUCAUCUGCUGCUAGUAGAUGCAGUAGAUGCACCACUUGCAGAUGGAUUUUCUAUACCGCCUAGGCAGACAAUCCUCGAAACGCUCGAGACCUGCACAGAGAUAUGGGGCAGGGACGAGGAGAGAUCGAUCUGCUUCCGUGCCGGACACAGAUCAUUGACGCAAAUUCUGUCCAUGCUUUCUGAUAUGGACAAUACGAGCAAUCAUGAAUUGCCUCAUUCAUAA
This is a messenger RNA of Trichoderma breve, 1719 nucleotides long. RefSeq names its product fungal zn(2)-Cys(6) binuclear cluster domain-containing protein. Gene Ontology annotation, biological process: regulation of DNA-templated transcription. The transcript is spliced from 4 exons. The record is from RefSeq and is a predicted model, not a curated record. Lineage: Eukaryota; Fungi; Ascomycota; Sordariomycetes; Hypocreales; Hypocreaceae. Gene Ontology annotation, molecular function: DNA-binding transcription factor activity, RNA polymerase II-specific; zinc ion binding. Bases 1 to 1719 code for a protein of 572 amino acids.